This is a messenger RNA of Ictalurus punctatus (channel catfish), 4537 nucleotides long. RefSeq names its product mesoderm induction early response 1, family member 3 b (gene mier3b). The transcript is spliced from 13 exons. Lineage: Eukaryota; Metazoa; Chordata; Actinopteri; Siluriformes; Ictaluridae. The record is from RefSeq and is a predicted model, not a curated record. Gene Ontology annotation, molecular function: transcription corepressor activity; histone deacetylase binding. Bases 68 to 1657 code for a protein of 529 amino acids. Gene Ontology annotation, biological process: negative regulation of transcription by RNA polymerase II. Gene Ontology annotation, cellular component: nucleoplasm.
CCCAUUGGUUACCCGAGUCCAUCCGGGUACUGGGAGCGAGCUGGCCUAUGAGACUAACGCUACCAAUAUGGCGGAGGCUUCCCUUGGGAGUUCAAGCCCUGUUGGCUCUCUGUCCUCGGAGGAUCAUGACUUUGACCCGACAGCAGAGAUGCUGGUUCAUGAGUAUGAUGAUGAGCAGACUUUAGAAGAGGAAGAGGCGCAGGAAGGAGACAGGAAUUUCAGUGCCGAACUGGCGGAUCUGGAGAAGGAAGGGAAUAUGCCUCUGGAGGAACUGUUGGCUAUCUAUCGUUAUGAACCGUCAGUCAGCACGGCUGCAGGGUCGAGCAUGGACAGCUCCUCGGGUGAACUGGCUGAUGACCUUCCGGACAUGACCCUGGAUAAGGAAGAGAUAGCCAAGGAUCUGCUUUCAGGAGACUAUGAGGAAGAGACGCAGUCUUCGGCUGAUGAUCUGACCCCUUCUGUUACCUCCCAUGAAGCCACUGACUUCUUCCCAAGAACACUCAGAUCCAACACUACUUAUGACGGUGAUAAGGAGUCUGAGGGAGAGGAGGAUGCUCUUAGUCCAGAGGAUUCAAGGAAGGAAAUAAUGGUUGGAUCCCAGUACCAAGCAGAGGUUCCUGGGGGCCUGAGCUUCUACUCUGAUGACACGGUGUUUGAAGAGGAGGAUCAGUUGCUCUGGUGUCCUGACGUGUUGUCGGAGAGGAAGGUGGAGGACUACCUCAGAAAGGCGCUGUCUCACACUGCAGACAGUAGCAUAGAGAGCUCUACAUGUGGAGGACACAUACGAGACAAUGAACAGGCUUUGUACGAGCUUGUGAAAUGUAACUACAGUACAUCUGAGGCCCUAUCGCAAUACUGCAGUAAUCCGAAAUCCUCAAAAGAAGAAUCGCCACCAUGGUCUGAAGAAGAGUGUAGAAAUUUUGAGCAUGCGCUACAGAUUUAUGAAAAGAACUUCCAUCUAAUUCAGAAAAACAAGGUUCCAACGAGGACGGUGGCAGAGUGUGUAGCCUUUUAUUACAUGUGGAAAAAGUCUGAACGUUUUGACUAUUUUGUUCAGCAGAACCGGUUCGGGAAAAAGAAAUAUAGCAUUUACCCUGGUGUGACAGACCUGAUGGACCGGUUGGUGGACGAGGCAGAGGGUCUGGCAGUGGACGGCUCUUCUUCCAUGUGCUCAGGUGGAGCAGGAGGGAGGAUGGAGGUGUCUGCCGGACAGCAGCUCGGCCUUCUCAACACAAUCACUGCCAGUGACCUCACAGCUCUGAGUAACAGCGUGGCAUCCGUGUGCAGUCAGGCUGAUGUGAGCUGCUUAGACUCGUCUUACUUCCCCCCUCUGGAGACAUUCCACCGUGGAGCGCUGACUCACGAUGAAGCUACUCUGGGCUACGGAGCAAGUGGCGACGCCAGCUGCCUUGGUGUCCUCGACUCGGCUCUGUAUCGGUCGGAGCUCAGCGUGUGCAGCGGCAAGGAGUGCGAGCGUCCCUCCAAACGCCUCCGGAUGGGCCUUGCCGACUCGUUCAUCAACGACACACACCGCAUCACGGGAGCCAAGAUGGCCGUGUCGCUCACAGACUUCAGCAGCAUAGCGAGCGGAGAUGCAAGCGCUUUCAUCAGCUCACACUCACGCCAUCACCAACACACUGCACUGCAGUCUGACUGACCCAAACACACACACAUACACACACCUCCCAACCUGUACAGAUCCACCCACUGACUGAACCUUAGUUUCUUUUCUAAUUAUGUAUAAAUAUACUUUUUUUGUGUAAUAUGACAUCAGUGAUGUCUUUAUUGUACAGAGCUACGAAAUCUUGAUUUCUCAAGAGUUUAAAUAGCCAUUUAUUUUUCUGAUUCUUUAGAUAACGCUAUAUCAGCAUCAAUUUACAGUUCAACAUAAAUGCUGGAGGUAGAGAGCUGUGACCGUUGCUCUCUUAUCGUAUACCCAUCCCUGUAACUGAAGCCUUCAGUUUCACUUUCCCGUGAAAAAGAAUUGUUGCCAGAAAACUGCAUUGACUUCUUUUUGUUUUGUAUCUUGUCAUUUGUAAGUUUAUUUUUAUUCUACAUUGGUACUGUUUUUGAUGUUUACACAAGCUGAGCGACAGAGGUUCGGCAAAUGUAGCAUUUUGUAUAUCAGGAAACUUUUUUUUUUUUUUCCUCUUAAAAUUGGGGAUUUGCAGCGAAACCACAUAUCUAUUACAAUGAAGAGCACUUCUUAUGAGUUAGCAAAUUUUGGCUUCCAUGUUUCCUUUGUUUUUGUUUUUUUCUUUUUGUUUAUUUUACUUUUGCUCUGCGAAUGCAUGCCAUGUGUCCUGCCCGUGUUUUUACGAAGCGUCAGUGUGCCAUUGGAUGUUAAUGUUUUGUAUGAAGAGAAUUGCGUAUUUGUCCAGUUUGUUGUUAGCUGUGAUUGUUCUAGUUUGGCUGGUUGCAAGUGUAUUUAAGCUUUAAAAAAUUCACCCAUCAAUGUGCAACUUCACAUAUCAUCAGGGUUGUUUUGGUUUUUUUUUUUUUUUUUUUUUUUUUUACACAUGAACCGCUUGCUUGGAAGAAUGAGUGUUGAGGGUGCCAAUAUUAUUUCCUCUCCUAAGACUUCCAGGAAAAAGGCAGCUGACAAUUGGUACACCUUAUAACUAGGAUGUGUGUUGAACGAUGAGUGAGCAAAUCCACCCCUGCUGAUUUAUUCAGUCUGACUUGUUUAAUGAGUUUUGGCCCCUUUGGGAUUAGUAGAAGAAUGUGGAAGUGUCAUUUUGACUUCGACCUCUGUUGUGCCCUAAAAUGAAAAUUUAUAAACUCGACCCCCUCCCCAGGUUGGUGACAGUAUUAUAUUAUACAUUUUCUGUUGUGAAUAUGCUACGUCAGGUAGCCUCCAGCGAGCACGACAGCUUUGGGGUUUAACCUCGAGCUUAAAAGCUUAUGGAUUCUUACAGUACAGACACCAGUCUGCUAUUACGGGUCACUUGUGGUUUCUGUAAACCUAAUUAUAGUUGAUGCUUUGAAAGUUAGUGCGAUUAUUUCAGUUCUUCAGAAUCAGACAUGGCACCUGAUGUACUGAAGAUACUCAGAUGCUUUGUCUUAUUUGUUCAGCUUGCUGAGCUGUAAAAAAAGAUCCCUUUUCUGCCAUUCUUAUUCUGCCAUUUUUGUAUACUGUAUGCACUGAGCAGGUGGGGCUUGUAUCUCCAAACAAGUGCUUUUUUUUGUUCUGUGCAUCCAGAAUACAAAAUACUGUUGAAUACUUUUUGCCCUGAACACAUUUUAGAGAACGGCUGAUGCAAAAUAUAUAUAUAUAUAUAUAUAUAAAUAAGGUUCUUGUUUAUUAUGGCAAUAACAUGUAGAUAUGUACAGAUUGUUUAAUUGUUGUAUUUCUUCUAAUAUUCCUUAAAGAUAUUAUGCUCUUUUUUUUUUUUUUUAUUAAAUAAUAAUAAUGUUGCAGUAAGAAACAUGCCCAUCUUACACGAUAGAGGUGGCUAUUCUGCAAAUUACCACUAAAAUGUUUCAAGUGGGAGAUGUAUAGAGAUUUGCAUGGCACAUUCUCUUUAGUGACUUCUUUCGGGACGCCCCACUACAAGUGCAAGACGAUUCACCUCAGCUCAUAUGGGUGUGGAAAUGCAUUUCAUUCUUCUCAUCAAAUAAGCUGCUAUGGGUCAAUGUGAAAAACUGCACCUGAUGAGUACAGAAUCACAGAGCUGAGGGUUAAAAUGCACUGCUGCUGCUGUGUGUACGUCCAGGAGUCGUGCUGGAGUAGAAAUAUAGUCUUGCAGAUGUUUGGGAUUUUUCACAACACGAGAUGUACUAGAUAACUCGAGGCAAAGACAUUCCUAGUGAAGAGAUGUGGCUUUGGUUUUCUAUGUUUUACUAAGAGAUGCUUUGUGGAAAAACUUCCCUGCUGCCUCAAAUGCAAGCUUUCUCAGUGCAUCAACUCCAGAUUUUCUGCUGGAGUCUGAAUGUAAAAAAAAUUAUGAUGAUUAUUAUUAUUAUUUUUUUUUUUUAAACAAUGUUUCAAAGAUUUAGGAUGAGCGAGAUGUUGCUUCUCCCACUCACUGCAUGUGAAAGUGGUUCAGCUGAUCGUAUCAAUGUGUUUUAAUCCACUUUCCAGUUGGCAGUGUGUAGAAACAUCCUGUUUUUCAUAUUUGAAUAUCAGAAAGCUUAAUGUACAAGGUGUAUUGAGUUACACAUAUCCAUCCUUCCCAAAUUGCUUGGUAAAUAUUCUCAGUAGUUUUGGGUUUGUGUAUUUCACAUUAAUUUUGUUUGAAUUCAAACUGAAAAUGAGCUCCAAUACAUUCAUGGGAAAAACUUAUCAAAUAAAUUUUUAAAAAAGGGAAAACACAAUUGUGAAUAACAGCGACAUAUAACUAUAAAUGUUUAUCCAGAAAUAUAGACAAUCAUAACAUUUAAUAACUGAAUUACUCCAACAUAUUGUUUAACAUGUAAAUACAAUUAUAUUGCUUUUUUUUGCGCUUGUUUAGGCAUUAUUUUGUAUUUUUUUGUUGUACUUUAUUACUUGAUGUAAAACAUCCAGAAAUAAAGCUCUGGAAACAGUUGUGAGAGA